AUGGACAGCGACCCUUGGGAUCCUGAGUUUCUCGCCGCCAUUGAGGCUUCUCGUCGAGAGAUGCCCAGUCAGCCAGCGAAUGCUUCCUCGUCCCGCGUCGCUCAAAAUGAUUUUGUGGACUUGACCAAGGAGUCAGACGAUGAUUCAGAUAUUAUACAGGUAUUCCCCAAGUCCAAGUCUGUAGUCAGCUCGGAAACUGAGGACGGCAACGACGAUGAGCAGUUGCAACGUGCUCUGGCUAUGUCCAUGGAGUCUGGCGAAAAUGCUAGACCAGGGAAUCUGAUUUCUGCACCUGCAUCUCUUGAUGCACCUGUUUCAUGUGGUGUGCUUUCGAGUAUGAAUCGGAAGCAAAUGGAAGACGAGCGUAUUGCGCGAAACGCCAAGCGUAAGCUCGAGGACACCGCGGCGACACCAUCCGUCCAGCCCAGUCGCAAACUCCCCAGAACUGAGCCUGUUCUUAUUCGUCGACCUGUCCCUCCACUCGACAAAAGACCAUCUUUCCCCCAGGCAGAGCCUGUGCCGCCUUCCGAAGUUUGUCGCCAGGUUUCCUCGAACGCCUCGAGUGUCAGUAUCCGGCCGACAUCCCGCUCCGUCCCUCAGUGGCCUCUUGGAGCUGUGAAGAAGACUGCUAUCGCUGGAUUUCCUCGUUCAGGCAAUGACAUCACCAUUGAAGAAGUGAUUCAGCGAGAUGACUUGGAGUUGGGUGUCUUCAGCUCGUUCCUCUGGGACCUGGAGUGGUUCUUUACUAAGAUCAACACUCAAUCCUCGCGGAUUUUAUUGAUCAUGCAAGCAAAUGAUCAAGAGACACAAGAGUCGUACCGCCGAGAUGCCGCGCCGAUGAAAAACUUGCGGAUGUGUUUCCCACCCAUUGAGCCUCAGGUGUUUUGUAUGCACUCGAAGUUGACACUACUCUUCCACGCCGAGUAUCUCCGAAUUGCAGUCCCAACUGCGAACCUCACUAGGACUGACUGGGGUGAAGAUCGGCUUAUGGAGAAUACCGUGUUCCUGAUCGACCUUCCUAAAACAAAUUCACCUGACGCUGGAAAGACUCCGUUCUACGAGGAGCUAGUCUAUUUCCUCCGCGCCUCUGAUCUGCAUCGUAAUAUCAUCAAGAAGCUCGAUGAGUUCGACUUCAGCGAGACAAGACGUUAUGCAUUUGUUCACACCGUUGGCGGUGCUAAUGUCGGGGACAAAUGGCCCCGGACUGGGUUCAGUGGUUUGGGCCAGGCUAUCAAAACCCUUGGCUUGGAGACAAACUCACCUCUCAAUAUUGAUUAUGUUGCUUCAUCAAUGGGGAGUCUAAACACACAGUUCCUCCGCUCUAUCUACCUCGCUUGCAAAGGUGACAACGCUUUGCUGGACUACGAACUCCGAACUUCACGCAAAAAGGUCAAAGGCCAGUCACAUCCCGCAGAUACAUACAAUAAGGAAUGUCUGGACCGCUUCAGAGUGUACUUUCCUUCGGGUCAGACCGUACGGGAAGCACAUGCCAAUCCAGACAACACUGCGGGCACGAUUUGUUUUAACCCAAGCUGGUGGGCAAAUCCCCAAUUCCCACGGAGUGUCAUGAGAGACUGCGUCAGUGAGCGCGGAGUCCUGAUGCAUAACAAGCUCCUCUACGUCCAUCCUACCACCCCGAUCGAUAUGCCCGACAACAAAGAAUGCCAAGGAUGGGCUUAUGUGGGUAGUGCCAAUUUAUCAGAGAGUGCAUGGGGUCGACUCGUCAAGGACACAACUACGAAGCAAAUGAAGAUGAACUGCCGCAACUGGGAAUGCGGUGUCAUCGUGCCUAUCAUCAGAGAGAAGAUCACAGGCAGCGACCGACAGAAGGAGAAGAAGAAGGAAUCAGACACGGAGUGCUCGACUCAAUCUGCACCUCUCGCCGCCGAGGUUUUCGCAGAUACAAUUCCCAUCCCGAUGAGAUUGCCUGCUGUUCCGCUGUCGCAAGAGCGGAAGCCUUUCUUCUAUGGUGCUUAA
This is a messenger RNA of Penicillium paradoxum, 1977 nucleotides long. RefSeq lists its product as uncharacterized. The coding region runs from base 1 to 1977 and encodes 658 amino acids. The transcript is spliced from 8 exons. Gene Ontology annotation, biological process: single strand break repair; double-strand break repair. Gene Ontology annotation, molecular function: 3'-tyrosyl-DNA phosphodiesterase activity; single-stranded DNA binding; double-stranded DNA binding. The record is from RefSeq and is a predicted model, not a curated record. Lineage: Eukaryota; Fungi; Ascomycota; Eurotiomycetes; Eurotiales; Aspergillaceae. Gene Ontology annotation, cellular component: nucleus.